UAUAAAUAUUCAACAGUGAUUUACUUUUUACCAAAGCGCGUUUUUAUUUAAAGCUGGGCCAAUGUAUGGACAAGUCUGUAACCGAAAAGAUACUGAAUAUAGAAAAAAUAAACAAAACAGAGCGUUUUAAAUAACUUUGUUAAGAGGGCAUUGUUAUUGUAUCUUCACUUUCAAGGCAAGGGAUUUUUGUAACAAUGAAAUCCUUAUCAGUAAUUAUGACGGUUUUCUAUGUAGCAAAUGUUAUCGGUAACGCCGUAGCAAGAUCGAAAGGUGGAAAAAUGCCCGCUCAACCAAUCAAGCUAUAUUAUUUACCACCGUCUCCUCCAUGCAGAGCGGUGAUGAUGACCGCGAGGGCAUUAGGCCUGGAACUCGAUUUGAUACUCACUAAUAUUUUGGAAGGGGAGCAUAAGACACCUGAAUUUACGAAGAUAAAUCCUCAGCAAACUAUACCAACGAUGGAUGAUAACGGAUUCAUUAUGUGGGAAAGUCGAGCAAUUAUGGCCUAUAUGGUUAAUGCAUACGGUCGAGAUGAUUCCUUAUACCCAAAAACUCCCCGACAAAGGGCAAUCGUUGAUCAGCGACUACACUUUGACCUUGGAACCUUGAUUCCAAAAUAUAUAGGUUUAUAUGUGCCGAUGCUUUUCCACGGAGCACCCUAUAACGAAGAAGAAGCAGUUAAAUUAAAUAAUGCUCUUAAAAUAUUAGAUAUAACUCUAGAGGGUCAUGAGUUCGUUGCCGGUGACAAUUUAACUAUCGCAGAUAUUUCUAUAAUCGUGACCAUCAGUAACUUAGAGGCUCUCAAAUUUGAUUAUAGUGCGCACCAAAAUAUAGUAAAAUGGUUCGAACGCACAAAGAAAGCUUUAGAACCAUAUGGUUAUGAAGAAAUCGACAAAGCUGGAGCACAGCAAAUAGCAGGCUUUUUGAAAAAAACAUAAAUUAAGCACAACAUAUUGUAAAGUAUUUCAGUUUCAAUUAAAAUUAAUAUUAUAUUGUAGAUUAUUUCAGUUUAUUCACGAAUAAAUCAUUACACACAA
Molecule: messenger RNA, 1034 nt
Organism: Colias croceus (clouded yellow)
Lineage: Eukaryota; Metazoa; Arthropoda; Insecta; Lepidoptera; Pieridae
Gene: GSTd1
Product: glutathione S-transferase 1-like
Exons: 7
Coding region: 195-935 (246 amino acids)
Biological process (GO): glutathione metabolic process
Molecular function (GO): glutathione transferase activity
Source: RefSeq, a predicted model, not a curated record